Molecule: messenger RNA, 4619 nt
Organism: Grus americana (Whooping crane)
Lineage: Eukaryota; Metazoa; Chordata; Aves; Gruiformes; Gruidae
Gene: SRD5A1
Product: steroid 5 alpha-reductase 1
Exons: 6
Coding region: 62-865 (267 amino acids)
Biological process (GO): steroid biosynthetic process
Cellular component (GO): membrane
Molecular function (GO): 3-oxo-5-alpha-steroid 4-dehydrogenase activity
Source: RefSeq, a predicted model, not a curated record
CCGGCGGCUCGCCGAUGAAUGGAGGCGCCGGGGGCGCGCGCGCGUGUGGCUGUGGCGCGGGAUGGGGGUCGGCGGCGCGUGCGGGUUCUGGCGGCGGGCCUCGGGCCCGGAGGAGCAGCGGCUGCUGGAGCUCCUCGCCUACGGGCUGGUGGCGCUGGGCGCCGCCUCCGCCCUGCUGCUCUGCUUCAUCCCCAUGCCCUACGGCCGGUACUCCUCCCGGCGCUUCGGCUGGCUGCUGCCCGCCCGCCCCGCCUGGGCGCUGCAGGAGCUGCCCUCCCUCCUCGUCCCGCUCGGGCUCGCCGCCUGCGGCGGGGCGGCCACCGCCGCCUGGCCCAACCGCCUGCUGCUGGGCUGCUUCGUCGUGCACUACGCGCACAGGGCACUCAUAUUUCCUCUUCUGAUCCGGGAAGGAAAACCAACACCAUUUUUCACUUUUGUGCUAGCGCUUCUCUUCUGUGUUUACAAUGGAUACUUGCAAGGCCGAAGCUUAAGUAACUAUGCAAAAUACCCUUCAGGCUGGUUAAAAGAUCCGUGUUUCAUUACAGGUUUUAUAGGAUGGUUGAUUGGCAUGGCAAUCAAUAUUCAUUCCGAUCAUAUUCUCAGAAAUCUGAGAAAACCAGGGGAAACCGGUUACAAGAUACCAAGAGGAGGAAUGUUUGAGUAUGUCAGUGGAGCCAACUUUUUUGGAGAGAUCCUGGAAUGGUUUGGGUUUGCCCUUGCCUGCUGCACCAUUGAAAGCCUUGCAUUUGCGUUGUGUACGCUUUUCAUCUUGGGCUCAAGGGCAAAACAACACCAUCAAUGGUACCUUGAGAAAUUUGAAGACUAUCCAAAGUGCAGAAAAAUUGUGAUCCCAUUUCUCUACUGAGCUGUGCUUUUAAUGCUUUCUGAAAUGGAUGCUUUUUGUAACAGCUAAUGCCUUACAGGUGUUAGCAGGUUAACAACAUACUCUGAUCAUCACUGUGACAAAGCCUUUGCAUCAGUGCUGCUAUUAGUUACUGCUUUUCCUCUUAAUGAAAACCCAGAAAGCGAUGGACAUGGUGAAUUGGAACAGAAAUGCUUUUCCAACAGUGGAGCACCAUCAUAAAUACAAUAAGGCAACGCAUCUGAUUAGGCAUCAUGGAAAGUACUGUUACAGGAGUUCUGGUGUUUCCUUUUCUGCCUAUCCAAGCUUCUGCCGUUUCCACUUGAUCUAGCCAUGCUGUCCUGAGGACUGUGCCGUGAGCCCAGUCACUGUCGCUGCAAUCUGGAUGGUGUGUUCUGCCUGUUAUUUGCCUGCAUACACAAAUGGGGUUGAUUUUUUUCUUUCUUGCCUUCCUAAUCCUUUCUUCCCCCACCUGCAUUUCCAGGAGAACUGAUGAUGCAGACCAAGGACAUUAGAUGAAUAUAGUUGCUGUUAGGUGAGAGACAGUGUUCUUCCUCCUCUUUGCAUUUGUACACAGGACUCCAGAAGGGUUUCAAAAACAUGAUGGGAUCCCACGCAUACUGAUUUUCAAGUUUCAGGCACAUCUGUGUCCUUUGCAUGCUUGUGAUAUUAAAGAACUUUUUAGAAUUGCUGAAAAAAAUUAAGAAAUUCUACAGAAAAUGUAAAAAAAAAAAGCAACCAACAAACACAAACAAAAACCCCCAAACCAACAUUCAAAUAAUAAUAAACACCCUCCCCCCAAAAAAAACCCCAAACAAAUCCCCCACAAAACUCACUCUUCUGCUAACAUACUUUGGAAAUCAAUGGAAAUCAAACUUUUGCCAAGUGUCUUCUGAUCUGUUUACACUAUAUAUGUUAUGUUCUUCAAAACAAAUUGGUAACAUAAUUUUACUAGAUGCUGAGUUUUCCAGUAUGGUAUUGUGGUAAGCUUUAUCUAAAGCUCAAAAUUCUGUCUUUGCUGUUGAGUUACACUGCUGUAGUAAUCAAAGUAACAUAUCUGAUGAACUUUACCUUUAAAAUUUUAGAUACUAGUUUAAAAAAGUACAUUUCGUAAAUAGGCAGUGAAAACAGGACUUGGACCCAAGCUUCUGCUUAACAAUUGUUUCUUCUUCCUCUCCUUCCUGCCAUGUUUAUACAGUACUUACUGCACUGCAGUCUUGGCUAUUAUUAAGGAUUUAUUCAGUGGUGUAAAUAAGUGUAACAAAAAAUUCUAUCGUUAUUGACUGCAAUAGUCAAAGGAAGGAGGGGAGGGAAACUGGCAGUCCUGUGGUGAUGAUGACUGACCUGCAGCUAAGCCCUUGGGCUGCCAGUUGCUCCUCAUAAUGUAGACUGGGAUGACCAAUCCUGCUGUCUGCCAAUAACCAAAAAGUCCAGCUUUGGGAGAACAUAGGAAUACUCAUUCUUUUGCCAGUGUCAUUACUUGAUUCUGAAAUUAUUUAAUCAUUUCUUCAGUGUUUACAUUUUUCCUUACUGUUUUACAGGAAGUUUGAGGCUUCUCCUCUUGUUUUUGUUAUCACACUAUAAUUUUGCAUUUGAUCCUAGCUCUUUGAUCGACAGUCAUGAAGUUCCCUGGGGAAAGGAUGGUGGGGAGGAUGAUUUACUCCUCAAUGCUAAAGUGGAAUUAGUGGACAAUAAAAUUUCAAUAGGAUCACUUAAAGCAUAUUCUGAAGAGAAUUUUAGAAACCUAGUCUUUAUAUAUAGAAAUAUUUUUAAACCCUAACAUAUCCCUGUGGCAGUUUUUAAAAUCUUGGUAUCAAAAUCAUCCAGCUAUCAAAACGUGGUUUAGAGGGAAAAAAUACAGGAUUCAAAGAGCACUAUCUACUCUAGGUGUUAAAAUACUUGCAUAGUUUAUGGUGAAUUAAUCUUGUAUCUUUAGGGAUAUUUGAUUAAAAAAAAAUCACUAAUUGGGACAACCAACCAGUAAAAAAGAUCUGGCUGCAGCACUUUAGUCUCUAAUCUACCAUCUCUUUUUUUUUUUUUUUGGUCUUUUAUGAAAAGGCAAAGAUUCUUUUAAUAGUAAAUAGUGGGAGAAACUGUUCAGUGUUCAGUAGAUCUCCUUAUAUUCAAGAGCUGUAGCUCUCUAGUCAGCAAUCUGUAUCAUAGUUUACAGAAAAUUUGUACUGAUGUCUCAGUGUUGCUCUGGUGCUAUGUUGCUAAAUAUUUAUCUUGACUAAAAGUUCAGCUGGUUUGCUCACAUAAUGUUAAUUUAUGGUUUACCUGUAGCAGGAUGGGGAUCUGAGACGCAAUGCUCUGACAGCUUAUCUGUGUGUGUUCUAUUGUUACAGAAGAGGAAAAGAUAAGGUCUGUGGGAUAUGAAUGUCAGUGCAUGUAGAAAUUCUAGUUAAUUGGAUUAUAAGAAAAGGAAAAAAAAUGGAAGAAGGUUUUGUUCUUUGUGUGUUUAUAUUUUUAUAUUCUCAUUGUACUGUUGGAACCUUCCUUAAGUACAGAAUUUGAGGCAGUUCAUCAGAGCACAAGUCUUAUGAGGAGCAGCUGAGGGAACUGGGGUUGUUUAGCCUGAAGAAAAGGAGGCUGAGGGGAGACCUUAUCGCUCUCUGUAACUACCUGAAAGGAGGCUGUAGGCAGGUGGGUGUUGGUCUCUUCUCCCAAGUAACAAGCAAUAGGACAGGAGGAAAUGGCCUCAAGUUGCACCAGGUCAGGUUUAGAUUGGGUAUUAGGAAAAAUUUCUUCACCAGGAGGGUUGUCAAGCAUUGGAACAGGCUGCCCAGGGAAGUGGUUGAGUCACCAUCCCUGGAGGUAUUUGAAAGGAGUGUAGAUGUGGUGCUUGGGGACAUGGUUUAGUGGUGGACUUGGCAGUGUUAGGUUAACAAUUGGACUCAAUGGUCUUUUCCAACCUACAUCAUUCUAGGAUUCUUGCAUUUCAAGACCUAGGUGCAUUGGUGAAAAGUAUAUGACAACUUGGACAAAUGCUAGAACUGUCUUUUGUUUAAAUAAUAUGCCAUUUAUUUGUCAUACUUCACUCAUGUUCCCUUCCCCUUUCAGCAGCUUUGACAAAAUUUUUCUGUUAGAAAAUAUCUGAUACUGAGUUUUUUCUUGAAAAUAUGUUGUGUGAAAAUGAACUCUGUCCAUUCCAGAAGGAGAAAACGUGUACUUGCAAUUGGGUAUAAUAUCUGUAGCAAUUUUUAAGAGACACUUGUAUUCAGACUGCCUACAUUUUUUCCCAAAAAUCCCCUACUAAUAAAACAUUGUUUGCAGUGUCUUGCUUGAAUCCUUUUUUUCUGUUAGUAAUCCUUGCUAUAACUCGUGGAGGUUGACCAAGGCUUUUGUACCAGUGAUUUCAUUAUCCUAAAUGAGGUCUUCAGGACUGUAAUAGUAAGGUUGCAUUAGAAUAACCUAAAUGCAUAUGUGAACUUCAUGAUACACUCAAAAAAAGAAAUUAUUCAAAGUCACAAGAAUUUGUCUUGUGAUACAAUCUUAACUAUGUAAAACAAAGUAUGUAGCUGAGAUGUUCUACACUUGCAGUUAGAGCAAAGAUUAACAGAAGCAGAGACUACUCAUUUGGGUUCCUCUUCUGCUGCUAGGUCAUGGUGAACUUUUCAUUUGGAACAACUGUAGCACCUGCCAUUUCAACUAUUUUAAUUGUGGUUCAGCAGCAUAUUGUCUUUUUGAGGAAUGAAGAUAGUGUACAAAUGAGUUGUCAUAUAAACUUGUAUUCUUUCAGCAGGCAAGAAAUCCUGAG